Amoebophrya sp. A25 is the source of this 3765-nucleotide messenger RNA. NCBI's taxonomy places the organism in Eukaryota, Dinophyceae, Syndiniales, Amoebophryaceae. The record is from the annotation of a GenBank genome assembly.
UAGCUGUGCUUAGGGUGGGAGAAGUGCUAUAUUGUCAUCUUAGGUUGGUACAUAUUUAGACUACCAUCAGUCAUUAAUCAGAGCGACGUUGUUCUGUGUCUGAAGAAGGAGAAGCUUCGACCUAUUCCUUUCAUACCCCUUUUGUAUAUUGCGUUGUCCCUCCUUGUUUCUAUUUUGGACACCAAGGAUUUGUCGAGAAAAACAAUCAUUCAAACUUCUUGGAGAUGGCAAACAACCUUAUUCCAAGCGUUCUGUGCCUUGAAGCUUAAUGUUUGCAAGCACUUUUGGUUGCCGGCGCUGUCCGUCUUCCGUCUAGCAGACCACGAUUGCUGUGUUGAUUCUUUAGGCUACCCUAACCCUAAGCCACCUAACCCGGGACGAACAAUGUCGUGGCAUCUUCGACAAGACGACCAGAAAUACCCGAAAGGGUUUAAGUUAAGGCUCAAUAUAUUUUAUUUCUACAAGAAGUCAUUUCUCCCUGUUUCCAUCUUAUGACUGAGAGAAAUGCAGGCAAGAGAUGAAUAAGUUCUAAUUAAGGAAAUCAUCGAGCGCGAUGGCGGCUUGUACAACGCGUGGUGGCAACGAGGAGGGAACAAACUCAAUGAAUUCGUACCUAUUUCUUGUGUUAGAUAAAAGGCCAAACUUCUAUGUUAUCGUAGGAUGUACAUCCGAGUUUGGUUAUCUUAUGACGUACGAUAGCAGAUAUUGUUACCUCUGGGACUACCUAGAAUUGUUUCAGUUUUGAUGUGCUUAAUAUUCGCACGUCGUUGAUUUCCACCUGCUUCUGGAAAAGUUUAUUCCAGCAGGUUUCGUUGCCUAUGUAACAAGAACAGAGUCUUGCUUCUACACCUUUGCUCAGAUUGAGAAAGACCACAUGUACCGAGCCAAGUGGUGCCGGCCGCCAGAGUGGAUGGAGCAAACCGAGUUUAAGGACGUUGACAAGAAGUUUGCGAAGCUUCAGCAGUUGAAGAACACGGACUUUCGAAAGAAGGUGAAGAGGAGGGCGAUGCUCAGCACAUCAAAGGAGAAGAAAGCAGGAAACUGCAGCGUCCUAUCCGACGACGAGGUCGACUCACCAUCGCAUUUGCGCGCCUCGGAGAUACGCCAAGUAGUACCGUCAGCGCUUCUCGGCAGCGGUAGCAACGUGACACAUCUAGUCGAGGAUGCGUCGAGUGGUGUGGAGGCUGGCAACGGGCCAGCUACCUCGUCGUCGAAAGAGCCAAUGCUCGAAAUAAGCGAGGAAGAAAAGGCACGUAGGCAAAGCACGGCAGAUGCAGCUGAAAAGCGGGCGCAGUUUAAGGCAAGGGGGCACAAGGGUACUUCUACUUCCGAAGAGAUCUCUGGACGUACGCGUACUUAGCUCUCAUUCCUAUGUAUGUAUGACCUCAAUCAAAUAGUUGGUCUGUUUAAAGGCACUUUCUGGACGAGAUUGCGUCGGGUCGUUAUUUAUUCACUCUUGGGCUUCACCUUUUUGAACAACACAGGUACUUACAAGUUCGGUCAAGACGCAACAGCAGAAGACCUCAAGUACCUAAACAAGACGCUAGACCCACGAGCGUUAGCCGGAAAGGCGGGGACUUACAAGUAUUUUCAUUCUGUCGACCGUUGACGUGAUCAGUCUCUUACUUGUAUCUAGCAGACGAUAUGUCAGCAAUGAUCGCCAUCUUCGUUACUCAGUUAUCCUCGCCUGAACCCUUCUUGUUCCAAAUAAAACCAGGUUUGACAGCCAUUGCGAAGAGGACUACUCGCAAAAAUGGCCCGAGAAGCAAGCGAACGCGCAAAAGGAUCGAUUACCGCCUGACAGCGGGGAGAAGGUACGACACCGAAAUUUGAACGACCCGAAACUAAUCAAUGACGAGCGCAAAACUCUCGGGAAAAAGGCGGAGAAGCGGGAGGAGCUCGAGAAGCAAAAUAAUCAGACGUCGUCUAGUAAUGCAUCACGGGUGGGAGGUCGGAAGGGACCGAGUACCAAGGGCGUCAAAGUCGACGUAGCACAAGAGCUUUGGUUUAUAGACCCUAUGCCCACCGCUUGCAGCGCGAGCUCAGGUGGCAAGCCGAAAAAGAAGAAAGCCAAGGAUGACACCCAGCUUCUUCCGGGUGCGCUCACAGCUGAGGCUUGGGUCAAGGGUGACGCUGCGACAUCAGCAGACCAGCCCAAAAGAAGUGCGGCCUCAGCGGGAUCCAGUAUUUUUUUAACAUUCAUCUACCUAGAAGCUGAUACAGACGUGUUGAUAGAAACAGGUGUGAUUGUUCGUAAUCUUCAUUCAUUUAACAUGUCGAAGUGACGAAUUCCGUGCUCAUCUUCGUUUCUGACUCAAAUCGAUUUACGACAGCUCUCCGAGGGUCAGCGAAGUACACGCAGCAUAUAAACGUCCCGAAGCACUUGAGGAGGGAGAUGCUUGGAAUGCCAAAAGGUGGGCCUUUACUUCCGUAUAAAGCAUUGCAGAGGCUAACCACCUACAGCGAUUUGGACUACUCACUGCUGAGAACGGUACUACUUUUACCGAUGUAUGACUUCCUGAAAAAGCUAAUCGAAACUUGUAGGAGGCAUGCAAAUGGGAUUUGAAAACUCGCUGAAGGGAAAAUGUUUUUCAUCGGACGAAAGGAGAAUCGUCUUGAGGUUGUUGUUAACAAAUAGAAAUUUAGUGGAGCGAGGUUUUCUACUUUUCUAUUUCAACCCCUAAACCAGGAUAUCCAAGAGGAAGUGAAGAAAACAGGGGAGAUAAAGCAGUUCUACGACAGGCAUCCGUACUUCAGAAAAGGUCAGCGAAGCCGUUUUUACAAUAACUCGAGCCAAGCUGCGGAGCUGAUUCACGCAGGUUCUUACCUAUUAAGACUGCAAGAACAGUGCAAAUUGUUGAAUUGUGUGACCAGUUUUUAUGAGGCCCUACCCUCUGGAACUGGAUGAGCAAAUCAUGUUACUACCAAAAUAUUCUGGUAGUUUCACUUCCUUGAGACGAAGAAUAACGAUUUUCUCGAUCUUCUUGAACGCUGGACUUUUUACGGCUACUGGUCAAUAUUCAGGUGCGUCAGAGAACUUUCCGGGCUGGGAUAGUGACCCGAAGCAGUAUCCAGGCUACCCCUUCAACAAUGAUUAUGAUCGACGGGAACGAGGAGAGUUGAGGCAGCACGUCGGCGAAGAGACCUUCGCGGCAUGGGAUAAGCCACUAGUUUCGGAGCCGCGAGAGCGCAAGCACAUGAAGCCACGUCCGGAAAUGAAGCGUCUGGAAGCGCAGCUCUCAUACUUCACGCAGCCUCAGCGCAGCACGUGUUUCGCGCCUGACCACGACUCGGACGCGGAGAACGAGCAAAAUGCCUGAGAGAUUUUGGCUGCGGGGCAAACGGCGCUGAGCGGCUAGUGAUAUUUUUCAUGCUCCUUUUGCCCGGACUAAAUGAGUAGACUCUCCGUCUUCCCCUCAUUCUGCUCUCUCAGUUACUAGAAAUUUAUCGUAAACGUUGUUUCAACACAAGAACCCACUAGAGCACCUUGCCACAUUUGAAUCGCCACAAUGGAUUAGCAGGGCAUUUUUCUGACAUCUACAUCUAUUUAAGCAAAAAACUCAUUCUUGCAAAAAGAAGAAGUAGCAAAACUCGGAUUUCCUAUAAGCAUAUGAAAUAACAGAUAGUUUUUGUUCUUUAUGAUUUUCGGUUUUCGAUUUUCACUAUUGCGCCAACAUCCAGCGCUGAUGACGCAGAGAUGGAAGAAUCAAGUACGUGUUGUAGUCGUAGAAUUUCAUCGCCUUCGAAAAUCUCGCUGUGAAUUAC